CUUUUUUUUUAAUAUCAUGUGGAGACAAUUUUCCAAAACACAAAAAUUUGUAUCAGUAGCGUCUGCUUCUGCAGCAACAGCCAGUUUUGCUUACUAUAUGAGUGAAAAGUCCAUGACAGACAACUUACAAAAGAGGACUAUUCAACUCAAAGAAAGAACUUCAGAUAUGCCAAACUUAUUUGUUAGAAACAGGGCUUUCGCCGAAGCAAUUCAGGAGGAACAACAAAAACAGCAACAACGUGACUUCUGGUUACCACCUUCACGUGAAGAGAUGAUCAAUAAAUUAAAAAACAACGAGGAAUACGAUUUAUUGAUCGUCGGCGGCGGUGCUACUGGUGCUGGUUUAUCUGUAGAUGCAGCAACUCGUGGAUUGAAGGUCGCUAUGGUCGAAAGAGAUGAUUUCUCUUCAGGUACUUCAUCUAGAUCCACUAAAUUAGUGCAUGGCGGUGUACGUUAUUUACAAAAGGCGAUUAUGGAACUUGAUUAUGAGCAAUACGCUCUUGUCUGUGAAGCCCUUCACGAGAGAAAGAUCUUUUUAGAUAUCGCUCCUCAUCUCUCGGAUGAAUUACCCAUUAUGCUUCCCGUCUACAAAUGGUGGCAGAUCCCUUAUUACUGGGUUGGUUGUAAGAUGUACGAUAUCUUUGCUGGCCGUGAGGCUCUUGAAAGUAGUUACUUCUUGACUCGUUCUAAGGCUCUUGAAGCUUUUCCCAUGUUGAAAAAGGAUUCAUUAGUAGGUGCUUUGGUUUAUUACGAUGGUCAGCACAAUGAUGCAAGAAUGAAUGUUGCCUUGGCCAUGACAGCUGCAUGUUACGGCGCAACUGUUGCUAACCACUGUGAAGUCACUAGCUUAACAAAGGAUAAAGAAGGUAAUGUCAAUGGUGCCAACAUGAGAGAUACUAUCAGUGGUGAUGAAUGGACUGUGAAGGCUAAGGGUGUUAUUAAUGCCACUGGUCCUUUCACUGACGGUCUUCGUAAAAUGGAUAAUCCCGAAAAUCUCGAUAUUGUUGCUCCCUCUGCCGGUGUACAUAUUAUCCUUCCCAACUAUUAUAGUCCUAGAAACAUGGGUCUGUUGGAUCCUGCCACUAGUGAUGGUCGUGUUAUUUUCUUCUUGCCUUGGCAAGGAAACACCAUUGCCGGUACAACCGAUUCUCCUACUGAAGUCACUCAAAGCCCCAUGCCUAAGGAAGAUGAAAUUAAUUGGAUUUUAGAUGAAGUCUCUCAUUACUUGAGUCCUGAUGUUAAGGUUCGUCGCAGUGACGUUCUUGCUGCCUGGUCAGGUAUUCGUCCUUUGGUUCGUGAUCCCCAUGCCAAAAAUACGGAGUCCCUCGUCCGUAAUCACAUGAUUAAUGUAAGUGAAAAUAAGCUUAUCACUAUUGCUGGUGGUAAAUGGACAACAUACCGUGCCAUGGCCGAAGAAACCAUUGAUCGUGCUAUCGAGGUCUUUAGUCUCAAGCCCAAAACCAAGUGUAAUACCGAGGAGACAAUGUUGAUUGGUAGUAAGGGAUAUACAAGCACUAUGUUUAUCCGUUUAGUUCAAGAAUUUGGUAUGGACACUGAAGUUGCUCAACAUCUUGCUCGCAGUUACGGUAAUCGCGCUUGGGAAGUAGCUUCGAUUGAUGAUGCUACAUCAGCAAGCUGGCCCACUUACGGAAAGCGUAUCUCACCUAAUUACCCUUAUAUCGAAGCCGAGGUUAGAUAUACUGUUAGACAAGAACUUGCAUGCACUGCUGUUGAUGUUUUAGCUCGUCGUACACGUCUUGCUUUCUUGAACGCUGAAGCUGCAUUACAAUCUCUUCCUAAGGUUAUUGAGAUCAUGGCCGAAGAACUUAACUGGGAUGCUGAUCGUCAAAAGCAAGAAUACCAAGAAACCACCGUUUUCCUUGCUACAAUGGGCCUUGCAAAGGAGAAGGUUGUUCACCCUGAAUCUGAACAAAAAUAAACAAAACUUUAGAAUUUUUUUUUACCCAUUUAAUCCCCCCCACAAAGACUCAAAUAAUAAAACCCAUCUCCUCUUUUAAUAAUCA
Mucor mucedo is the source of this 2024-nucleotide messenger RNA. RefSeq names its product FAD dependent oxidoreductase-domain-containing protein. Gene Ontology annotation, molecular function: glycerol-3-phosphate dehydrogenase (quinone) activity. The record is from RefSeq and is a predicted model, not a curated record. The transcript is spliced from 6 exons. Gene Ontology annotation, biological process: glycerol-3-phosphate metabolic process. Gene Ontology annotation, cellular component: glycerol-3-phosphate dehydrogenase (FAD) complex; mitochondrion. The coding region runs from base 17 to 1939 and encodes 640 amino acids. Lineage: Eukaryota; Fungi; Mucoromycota; Mucoromycetes; Mucorales; Mucoraceae.